UUUGGCCUAUGCAACACCCCUGGUACCUUCCAGCGGUGUAUGCUUAGCAUUUUCAGUGAUUUUUUAAAGACCUGCAUAGAGGUGUUUAUGGAUAAUUUUACUAUUUAUGGAUCCUCUUUUGAUGCAUGUUUGGAUAGUCUGGAUAGAGUUCUUAAUAAAUGCAUUGAAACUAACCUUGUGCUGAAUUUUGAAAAAUGUCACUUCAUGGUAGAACAAGGUAUAGUUUUAGGGUUUUAUAGGCGUUUUAUCAAGGAUUUUAGCAAAGUGGCCCUUCCACUAUCCAAUCUCCUACAAAAGGAGGUGGAGUUUGAUUUUGAUGACUGGUGCAAAGAGGCUUUUGAUUGCCUCAAGCCUGCGGUGACUGCCACCCCUAUCAUUCAGGCACCUGAUUGGACAACCCCAUUUGAGCUAAUGUGCGAUGCAUCCAAUUAUGCAUUGGGGGUUGUCCUUGCUCAAAAGAUUGAUAAGCUGCCUCGGGUGAUCUACUACGCUUCUAGAACUUUGGAUGUUGCUCAAGAAAAUUACACUACCACAGAGAAGAAGCUAUUAGCGAUAGUUUUUGCUCUUGAAAAAUUUCGUUCAUAUUUGCUUAGUACUCGUGUUAUUGUUUAUACUGACCAUGCAGCUCUGAAGUACCUGUUGAAGAAGGCUGAAUCAAAGCCUAGAUUGAUCAGGUGGAUGCUUUGGCUCCAAGAGUUUGAUUUGGAGAUCCGUGAUCGGGGUGGUGACCAUCUUAGGAUACAGAGGACAGCUCACAAGUUUGAUGUCUGGGGUAUAGAUUUUAUGGGGCCUUUCCCUGUCUCUUUUGGUUUUGUUUAUAUUCUCCUUGCUGUUGAUUAUGUUUCAAAAUGGGUGGAAGCCAAACCCACCAGAACUAACAAUGUUAAGGUUGUUGUGGAUUUUGUUAGAUCUAAUUUGUUUUGCAGGUUUGGAGUCCCUAGAGCCAUCGUUAGUGAUCAAGGCACCCAUUCUUGUAACAGGUCCAUGUAUUCCUUGCUCAAAAAGUAUAGGGUUGUGCACAGAAUUUCCACACCUUACCACCCCCAAACUAAUGGGCAGGCUGAGAUUUCAAACAGGGAGAUAAAAAGGAUCUUGGAGAAGAUUAUGCAGUCGAACAAAAAGGAUUGGAGCACCAGGCUAGAUGAUGCUCUUUGGGCGCAUAGGACUGCUUACAAAGCACCCAUAGGAAUGUCUCCUUAUCGGGUUGUCUUUGGCAAGGCAUGUCAUCUUCCUGUAGAGAUAGAGCACAGAGCCUACUGGGCUGUAAAGACCUGCAACUUCUCUAUUGAUCAGGCUGGAGAGGGAAGGAAGUUGCAACUAAGUGAGCUAGAUGAGAUCCGGUUAGAAGCCUAUCAGAAUUCCAAAUUCUACAAGGAGAAGACCAAGAAGUUCCAUGAUAGCUUGAUAGCUAAGAAGGACUUCAUGGUUAGAUAG
Glycine soja is the source of this 1434-nucleotide messenger RNA. RefSeq lists its product as uncharacterized. NCBI's taxonomy places the organism in Eukaryota, Viridiplantae, Streptophyta, Magnoliopsida, Fabales, Fabaceae. The transcript is spliced from 4 exons. The annotation marks the transcript as partial. The record is from RefSeq and is a predicted model, not a curated record. Gene Ontology annotation, biological process: DNA integration. Gene Ontology annotation, molecular function: nucleic acid binding.